UCCAGUGGGAGGCGCUGUUUCUGAAAGCAAGACAGCCGUCAUCCUGCUUUACAUGCUGUUUUUGAAUGGUAGCAACUGUGUAAACAGACGUUGCGCCUUUUUAUCUUUAUUUUCAGGUUCUUUCUUUCAGUAAAUCAAUUUCAGAUGGAUUUAGAAGGUGGAACAUACGAGCCUGGAUUUGUUGGAAUACGUUUUUGUCAAGAAUGUAAUAACAUGUUGUACCCUAAGGAAGACAAAGAGAACCGCAUCUUGCUGUAUGCGUGUAGAAACUGUGAUUAUCAGCAGGAGGCUGACAACAGCUGCAUCUAUGUCAACAAGAUCACCCACGAGGUUGAUGAACUGACACAAAUCAUCGCUGAUGUAGCCCAGGAUCCAACGCUACCGAGAACAGAGGAUCACCCCUGUCCAAAAUGCGGUCACAAGGAGGCAGUGUUCUUCCAGUCUCACAGUAUGAAGGCUGAGGUAAGAAUUCCCCUUAAAGGAGGUCUUUAUGACCUUUCUGUAGUUGUUCCUCAUUGGAUGUUAUUGACAUAUUUUGAACUUAUUUGAUCAAAAACAAUGUUUACAUAAAUGUUUUUGCACACCUGAUUAAUUGACCUACAUUGGGUUCACUAUUGCAGCCUAGAAAACUCAACUACACAACAAAACUACUCCUCUUCAAACACCAAUCUGAAUCAGGAAAGAGACAAUUAGCUGAAUAAAUGUUUCAAUUGUACCUGUUUAUAAUGACUAUCAGCUUUCGAAGUGAAAAAUUAGUACUAAAACUGAUUAAUGGGAAAAACAAUUUUAACAUUAACUUACUAAAUUAAACAGGCCUUGCAGUUUUAUAAGGCUUAAUUGAAAUGAUUAAUAAUUAGAAAUGCAAA
Messenger RNA from Gambusia affinis (western mosquitofish), 866 nucleotides. RefSeq names its product RNA polymerase II subunit I (gene polr2i). Gene Ontology annotation, cellular component: RNA polymerase II, core complex. Gene Ontology annotation, biological process: transcription initiation at RNA polymerase II promoter; transcription-coupled nucleotide-excision repair; maintenance of transcriptional fidelity during transcription elongation by RNA polymerase II. Gene Ontology annotation, molecular function: nucleic acid binding; DNA-directed RNA polymerase activity; zinc ion binding. The coding region runs from base 145 to 549 and encodes 134 amino acids. The record is from RefSeq and is a predicted model, not a curated record. The transcript has 5 exons. NCBI's taxonomy places the organism in Eukaryota, Metazoa, Chordata, Actinopteri, Cyprinodontiformes, Poeciliidae.